Lycium ferocissimum is the source of this 678-nucleotide messenger RNA. RefSeq lists its product as uncharacterized. The record is from RefSeq and is a predicted model, not a curated record. The transcript is spliced from 2 exons. The coding region runs from base 1 to 678 and encodes 225 amino acids. Lineage: Eukaryota; Viridiplantae; Streptophyta; Magnoliopsida; Solanales; Solanaceae.
AUGGUAAUUGAUCAAAAGAAUGUGUUAGAAAUGGGAACAAACAUGAACAAACUUGUUUUGCCACAACAUUCAACAAGGGAGACACAAGUAGUUAUUCACAAUAACAAAUACCUUCCAAAGAAUUACAACCUUGUUGCCUAUGUCACUGUCUCGGAGAACAACAAUGACAACAACAACAAUAAUAGUGAAGAGUAUAAGAAUAGUAAGAGUACUAACAAUAAAAACAACAACAACGAGGAGUAUUCCGGUGGUGGCAAUACUAACAACAAAAACAACGCCGAGGAGUACAAGAAUAGUAGCAGUACUAACAACGUGAACAACAACAAUGAGAAGUACUACAAUGGUGACAAUACUAAGAACAAAAACAACGACGAGGUGGAAUACUACAAUGGUAGCAGUACUAAUAACAACAACAACAACAGUAAUGAGUAUUAUAAUGGUGGCAGCACUAACAACAAAAACAACAACGAGGAGGAGUACAAUCAUGGUGGCAGUCUUAACAACAAAAACAACAACGAGAAGUAUUAUAAUAGUGAUAGCACUUACAACAACAACAAUAAUAACGGCAAAGCGCAAACAAUUACUAGCUACAACAAAAACAGUAACAAUAACAACAACAACGAGGAAUACUACAACAAUGACGAGGAGUAUGAACAACAAAGCUUGAUUUGGGAUUAA